Messenger RNA from Salvia splendens (bonfire salvia), 522 nucleotides. Its product is annotated as IST1-like protein. Lineage: Eukaryota; Viridiplantae; Streptophyta; Magnoliopsida; Lamiales; Lamiaceae. The transcript is spliced from 4 exons. Gene Ontology annotation, biological process: protein transport. The record is from RefSeq and is a predicted model, not a curated record. The coding region runs from base 1 to 522 and encodes 173 amino acids.
AUGGCCAAGCUCGCGGUCUCUAGAAUCGCAAACCUGAAGAACCGUCACACCGUGAAUCUUAACAUAGCGCGCUCAGAUGCCCUCCUUCUGCUGAAAGAAGAAGGACAUCCAAGACUAGGACACGCCCUCACUAAAGCCGAGUUAGCCAUCAUCGAGCAGAAAAUGUUGGACAUGUACGCCAUGAUCGAGGUGUACUGCCGCCUCCUUAUUGAGAGAAUUGAUGUGAUCGUAGACAGCAAGGAAUGUCCUAGUGAUUUGAAGGAAAUGGUUGCUAGCUUGAUAUUUGCUGCUUCUAGAUGUGGAGGGUUCCCAGAGCUGGAAAAGAUUCGUCAAAUGCUCACAUCCAAAUAUGGAAAAGAUUUUGCAUGUAGUGCCAUUCAAAUAAAAAAUAACUGUGGAGUGCAUCCGAAGAUGGUUAGUAAGUUUUCAUCACUGCCAGCAAGCAUGGAAGCAAAGGAGAAUUUGCUCAAGAAAAUCGCCAAAGAUAAUAACAUCGCUUACCACACAUCACUUAACAACUAG